This is a messenger RNA of Caenorhabditis briggsae, 5112 nucleotides long. RefSeq names its product Protein CBR-PQN-55 (gene Cbr-pqn-55). Gene Ontology annotation, cellular component: Cul2-RING ubiquitin ligase complex. Bases 1 to 5112 code for a protein of 1703 amino acids. Gene Ontology annotation, molecular function: zinc ion binding. Lineage: Eukaryota; Metazoa; Nematoda; Chromadorea; Rhabditida; Rhabditidae. The transcript is spliced from 9 exons. The record is from RefSeq and is a predicted model, not a curated record.
AUGCAGCAGAUGCAGCCGUAUGGCAAUCGUAGAUGGGAAGGAGGUCGAGACGAUGUUUCAUUUGAAGAUUCUGAACGGUUUGAAGAAGACUCCCAAGGGUCUCUAGACGACUCACUUGAUGAAAACCAGCACAAUUGGCGUGGAUGGGCUGACUGUAAUACUGUUGGAGAAGCCAUCCAACCCGGUCUCUCGUGCGUCGUUUACCAAUAUCACAAUGCUUCCGGACGGUUUUCGUCGGCUUCUACACGAACAGUGGUGGCAGGAGGAGACCCAAAUAAUCCAUUGGCUCAUCAUCCAAUGAUGCUUCGAGGAGAUAAUCCAACAGGAAUUCUUCUGACCCUCUCCGAGAUCGCAGCGAAAAUUUGUGCAGAGAAGUGGUCGUUUCAACAGUUAGAAGAUAUGUACAGACACAUUUGUGAAACAAGAGCUAUGCAAAUGGAACAACCGCCACCAAUCGGACCAAUCCCUGAGAAGAUUUUUGUGUCAUUCAUAGUUCAUUGCUUUCCACAAUCCACAGAUGAGAUUCGAAUGUACAGCUGCCUCGCAAACGGCUCGGCUGAUCAAUAUGAGUACGGAAAGAUGUUGUACCACUGGGGAAAUGUUCGCGAUGUCUCACAAACUGGUUUCCUGCUCAGUGGAGAUAUCUACAGUGUUCCACAAGAUAACACGAAUGUAUUCGGGGAAAAGGAGAAAGAAAUUUAUCAUGUGACAGUCAAAGUAGACAGAUGUCGUAUCGUGGAGUGCACUUGUGAAUGCUCGAUCCGGUCUAGCUGGUGUAAACAUGUGGUUGCAUUAUGCAUUUAUCGGAUAUCAGAGAGAAGUCAGAUCAAGUUUAAAGAGACAAUAGCAGACGCGAUCAACUCAAUGAGUGACAAAGAUCUUCGAAAGCUGGUCCAGUGGCACAUCAACGAUAUCCCCAGAAAGUGUAUUCCUGGAUUCCAAAAAUUGAUUGACCAAAUAAAGGACAAGACUUCGAUGAUCAACCUUCUUCCUGGAGCUCCGGAUCCAACAGAUGGAGGUCACGAGCCAAUUUCGCGAUACGAUUUUCCAGAAAUCGAGAGCAAAAUCCGCCGGUUACUAAUCAAGUAUUGCGUGCCAGCGCCUGCGGUUCAUUGUGAUGUACAGUAUCUUGCAACAAGUCAACACCCGACGCAUGUGGAAUGGACUUCAAGAAUCAAGCCGUUACGAUGUAGAGAGCCAGAAGGGCUCUGGAAUCUGCUGCAGAUGGUUCGAGAGAUGUUCGCAAGAAAUGACGACAACUCGGUAGCCCUGUUGAGAACUGUCACUGACGAAUGCUUAUCAAACAGUCAAGUUCUCCUCUGGUGGUACAUUACCAAGCUCACACACUCUGCGAAUUGGACUCAAACGACUUGUUUCAAAGCCCCGGACUGUCAAUUCAUGGCUCAAAUUCAUUGUGCUCAACUAUGCGAUGAGCUUGUUAUGCUGUGGCGACUGGCUGCAAUGAAUCCGAGAGCUGGAAAAGAGUACAGAUCGCAGUUGGCAGCAUAUCUUCAAGCAUACCAUCAAACUGCUGUAACACGAUUGAAGAAUAUGAUCACAGCGGCACCUCCAAUUACAAACGAAGCCAUACCGACAAAGGACCUGACUGUUCUCAGCAAUCACAAAACGGCAAGUAUCCUGCAGACAAUAAUGAAUGCUGACAUCAGAUAUCCGUUAUCAGCGAUGAACAUGAGAUUCAAUUUGAACUGUUUCCCCGGGUUCCAUCCAGCGAUUCAAAUGUGUCACUUUAUGAACGAACAGAACAUCCGGUUUGGCGUUGCCGAAGACGCCAUCUUCAGUGUGCCUGAGCCCAAUCUCACUGUCGUCUACAAAAUGGUACCGGUUCUUCGUGAGAAGACUCUGAAGAAGAAAAAAAAGAAGAAGAGGCAACAGACGGUAACGCGGAAAAGAACAGAAGACGAACCAGUCAGACCGGAAGAGUUCAGAGGUGUCGACGGAGUUUGGAGAGUUGUCGAAGAAGGACAAGAAACAAAACCUCCACUGAAUGACAGUACGGAAUCAGGACAGGAAAGUGAUGUGCAAAGAGGCAAUUCGGUAUUGAGCAAGAAAAGGAAAGGAGAUUUCGUGGAGAUGGAUGUCAAUGAAGUUCUCGCUGCGGCUUUCACCCCACUCGAUACUCUCGAAGCCAAGUUUUUGCGAGUUGAGGCUUAUGGAACUCAUGGAUAUAGAGCUGAUGCCGUGGAGCAUUCAUUGAAAGUCAUCGAGUAUUUGAUUGACAGUUUUUCGGAACAAGCAGCUGAGUUCCGGAAGUUCGAUGACGACGAAGGGCCGAGUACGUCGAAACAGUCAACGUCUUCAUCAUCAUCUUCAAAUGUUUCUGAUGAGGUUACGGGAGCGGAUAGAGAAGAAGAGGUGACGAGAGGAGCUCGAUUCUUGGCUACAAUGGAGAAAAUUCUGUAUAUCACAAAGGUUCUCAAGGAUAGUCCAAACCUUCAACAUACUGUUUUUGAUGUAUGCAUGCGGACGUUGGAAAUCACCAAAUGGCCACUGUAUACUCAAACUCAUCAAAUGAUGUACACCUAUCUGGAGACUGAGUUCGUCGCAAUUCUGGAGCAAUUAUGGCAGUCUGUUCAAAUGACAGCUUCUCACGUGCAUCGAGUUCGGUCGAGAGCGGAGAAAAUUAUUGAGAUGGACGCCGGAAACAACGGCGAACUUCCUCCAAUCGCCUUCACCAAGUUCUUGUUCCUGGCUCUCUAUUGGACUGAAUCCCUCAGCAGCUCGCGAGUGCCUCCUCAAAACGCUACAACUGUUUCGCCAGCCCUGCAGGCCAAUCGACGUCUUCUAAUAUCAUCCGACUCCGAUUUGGCGCUACACAUCUCACUGCACAUUAUUGGCUGUCGGCCUUUGUUCACUGAAAGAUAUCAUUUGCACUGGGAAACUGUACGAAGAGAGAAGAGUGAGCUGACUUCGAUGCUGCUGGUACGAUACAAGGAUUCUCAAGAGAGAUGUGCGUUGGUUCUCGAUCAGAUUCUCGACCCAAAGCUUCAUCGAAUGUAUCAACAUCACCUCUCUAACGCUGCGUACUUUUUGGAGCGGUGUCCAGAAUAUGUGAAGAGAUUCAAACGAGGUCAACGACCAGUGUUCCCAUACAAGGAUAAUGUUGAAGUGGAGCAGGAGAAUCCAGAUGACACACUGGCAGAUUAUCAAGCGCAGAUUGAAGCGGAGCUAGUUCGAUUGAAAAUUUCUGACGGUCCCCCGCCGGCGCCAAUAGGCAGAAAAAGAUCGACUGACGAUGGCGUGAGAAGCUCAUCGUCCAGCGAGUUCUCUGUUUGUAAUAACAAGGAAUCUUCAAGCCAAUCUGGCGAAUCUGUUGAUUUGGAUGACCCAAAUGUGCCUGGAACGAGUGGCGGAGUCAAGAGCUCAUCACCAAGGAAGGGCCAAAAGAAGAAACGAAGUUGUAGAUCGUUAUCCUUCGAUCCAGGGAACACUGUCACUGACGCUGCAGUCUAUCACAUGCAAGAGCUCUCGAAGAAGAUUCUCUUCGAAGCUGGCGGAACUCAAAAUAAUUCCGUAUGGGGAGGACACAAUUUGGUUGGAACAAACAGACGUCUUCAUUUGUGUGCGAUCGCUAUUUCAAUAUACGCUCUUGGAAUGAGCAAUCGAAUAUCUCCAAGCUGGAAUACGCGAACAUAUAGUACGAUUUCGAGCUGGAUCACAACACAGAUAGACGACAUUGGUGCGAGUGUUCUCGAGAUGAUUCGCGAAAUUUGGAUGGCUCAUUUCACGCCAACCGAAAUAUGCCAAUGCUCCGAUAAGGUCGCACCAUCAUCGGAUCCUGCUAUGCGACAUGAAGCGGCUCGAUUGUCACUUUCCGUGCUUCCAUUCGCGCACGCUUUAACGGAUGACGAGGUGAUUCAUGCGCUGAAAAAGUGUCAGGCUGAUAGUAGGGAUAUGUCGAUCGCUGCGCUGUUGGCUAUGGAUACUCCGCAUUUCCGAGAGAUCGCAAGAUCUAGAUGUUUAUGGGAAGCUAUGCAGCACUGGCAUGAGUUGAGUUAUGCAGAAGAGAGGCAACAGCAGCAGCAACAAGCUUCAAUCCCUCCAGGAAUGGUACCAAAUCCAUUUGCGAACCCGGCGCUAAUCCAACAACAACAAAACAAUCAACAGCAACAACAACGACUUCGACCCACGCCACCGACCCGUAAUCAGUUCAACCCGCCACUUCAACAGGUUGCAUGGCUAUAUCCUCAAGUGUAUGUAUCCGACCAAAUCGCUGCUCUAGCCCCGACUAGUUACAGACACGAAGCAGCUUUUGCAAGAUUCCCGCAGAGCCGAUCGGCUCCUCAACUUGUCGCCAACGAGGACAAUGGACCGCCGCCAGCUCAGCCUCCGCAACAAGCUAACCAUCAGUUCAUGGUUCCACCGCCAGUUCAGGGCAACGCUCUUCUGAAUGCGUGGCAUUACGGAAUGCGAGCGAUGGAGUGUCUGAUUUCGUCGCCUGGAGAAGAUCGGCAGCUCUAUUUGAAGUUUACAAGAAGCCCACCCUAUUCGGAAGAAGUCUCAGCCCUGCACUAUCUUUCUCUGCAGCUCGGUACUGAAUAUCUCAGAAUGUUCUAUUUCCACGCAGCCAAAACCCUUCUUUCCCCUUAUGUUCUUCAUCAUUAUGCCAAGGAGAGUGUCAGCCAUUUCCCUCACAUCUCUCAAAUGUUCAUGCAGCAAAGCCAACGACCAAGCGGACCGGUUCCAUUGAUUCCUCAGAACUUCCCCUCAAAUUAUAACAACAACAGAAGCACUGCCAACGUUCGAUAUCCCAACGUGCGAUUCUGUAGCGCGGGAACUAUCACGAAUCAGAUGAUUCAAUGUGGAUAUCAAGAAGUUACUGGAGAGUUAUUCGAACGGUGCAUAGAGCAGUAUUUGCAAGCAAUCUGUAACAAAAUGAACAGCCCCCAUUCUAAUACUGUUAGCAGCAAUGAGUUCGAACUUCAACUCGUCGAUUUUGUGCGUGGCGCCUACGACGCCUUCCAGUGCAUUCCACACAUGGGACGUCAGAUGUUCGAAGAAUUCGUCCGCACUUUCAAACGACAAAAGUCCUAUAAAAAAGAGUGUCAACAGGCGCUUCAACCGCUUCUCCAUCAAUUGUGCAUAUCUAAUUAA